AUGGAUAAUAUUGCAUAUAGUCAUUCUUCGGACGCAACUGAUCGAUCAACACCAACACAUCGAAAAGCCAGUGGCGUGAGUUCAACGGCAAGUCAAAACAAGAACCCUCAUAGACGUAUAUCGACUGGAUCAGUUUUGAACAAUGAUCGCGCAAGUAUCGUAUUACCAACAGAUAAAACAACACUCAAACGACAUCUUAACUUAUUCUCCGGUGUUUGUUUCAUUGUUGGAAUUAUCAUUGGUUCUGGAAUUUUUGUUUCACCAAAAGGAGUUCUUAGACGAACAGAAUCCGUAGGUCUUUGUCUUAUUAUAUGGGUAGGUUGUGGAGUAGUCUCAUUACUAGGUGCCCUCUGCUAUGCGGAAAUUGGAACUGUGAUUCCUAAGUCAGGAGCAGAAUUAGCCUAUAUGAAAGAGGGCAUUGGAUCUGUGCAUCCUAUCACGGGUGAUGUGUUGGCAUUUGUAUUUAAUUGGGCAAAUACGUUUGUUCUUAAACCUUCCAGUCUUGCUGUACUAGUUUUAACAUUUUCACAAUAUUUUUUAUCCGGCAUCAUGGAUGCGGGUAUUGUGCGUUUAGGGCAAGGUCACACCGAACAUUUACAAAAUGGUUUUUCUGGAACUACAAGGAAGCCACUAGCAGUUGCUCUAGGUACAUGUCUAAGUGAUACUUUUCUUAAGAUUAAAACGUUGCUAAUGUCAUGCUUAAUAGCCUUUUAUAGUGGUCUGUGGGCCUAUGAUGGAUGGAACUCUUUAAAUUCUGUUACAGAAGAACUAAAAAAUCCAAAGCGUAAUUUGUGGUUAGCAAUAGUGUUGGCCGUUCCUUCGGUGACUAUGUUAUAUUUACUUACCAAUAUAUCAUAUUUUACCGUACUAAGCAAAGCUGAAUUACUGAGUUCGAGUGCUGUGGCAGUAAGCUGGGGUGAAGUGGUACUUGGUCCUGCUGUUCGAGUAUUACCAAUAUUAAUUGGAAUUAGUGCUUUGGGAUCAGCUAACGGUAGUUUAUUUACUGCAGCAAGAUAUUGUAUGGUUGGAGCUCGGUAUGGAUAUUUGCCCGAAGUGUUUGCAUGCAUUCAAAGAUCGCGUUUAACACCAUUACCCGGCAUUGUACUCCAAGGCACUCUGGCAAUUAUAUUUUGUAUCCCAUCUAAUAUUGAUCAACUCAUUGACUUUUUUAGUUUUGUUGCAUGGACGAUUCUUAUGAGAAACAUGAUCGAAUCUCCUACAGAAAAUUCCCAGUAUAGUGCUGAAAAACGGCCGGCACUACCAGUGCGGACGGCAUGCUAUGUUACAGUAUGUUAUAGUAUGUUACGGGGUGUAACGGUCACGGAGGCCCCUGACAAUGAAACAAACAUUAAGAUUAAUGACAUAACAAAGGAACUACGUAAAACAAUUAACUUUGUCAAAUCAUUUAGCACCUGUCAACAAUGUCAGAAAUAUAUCGAACAGACUGAAGAAGAUAAUAUGAUACUCGUAGUAGCUCAUACUUUAUGUCGAGAAAUUCUGUCAGCUAUACAUGAUCUAAAGCAAGUAUGUGCAGUGUACGUGCAUGAAACAAAAGAUGAUUAUUAUGAUUGGUCAAUAAUUUACAAGAAGGUGCAAGGUGUAUUCGUGAAAUUUAAUGAUCUUUGUUCAAAACUUACAAAAGAUCAGCUGAUACGUGAAAAGAAAACGGAAAAUACAAUAUCUGUAAUAAUAUUUAAUCGAAAUGAAACUGAUACAACACAUAUGAAUUUAAAAGUCGAUAAUGGGAACUUUAUGUGGUUUCAAUUAUUCAUUGAGACCCUAUUACGUAUGGAACAAACAAUAGAAUCAAAAUUAGAACUUGUUGAAUUAUGCAAGGAAUACUAUACGGGAAAUCAACGGGGUCUAGAAUUAUUACACGAGUUUGAGGAAACAUAUCGUUCAGAUGAUGCAAUUCGGUGGUACACAAGGGAAUGUUGUUUUUAUCGCCUAUUGAAUAAAGCAUUACGUAUUCGUAAUAUAGAAUUGUUAUUUUCAUGUCGUUUUUUAAUUAGUGAUAUAUUUAAACAACUGAAAGAAGCUCAACGAUCAAAUCACGAUCACUUAAUUAUUCAAGGUUAUAGAGGCCAAUUAAUCUCAAAAGAUGAACUAAUUAAAAUGGAAUCAAGCAUCGGAGAAUUUAUAUCAAUUAGUAGUUUCUUAUCAACUAGUCGCAGUCGUGAACAUGCACUUGGAUUUAUUGCAUCCGGUGUUGGUGAUGACGAAGAGCACUUAGCACCGGUUUUAUUUGAGAUUCAAGCGCAUACAUAUCUUCAGGAUACAAAACCUUUUGCUGAUAUAAAACAUUUGAGUUAUUUUCAUGACGAAGAGGAAGUUCUAUUCAUGUUAGGAACAGUGUUUCGAAUAAAAAGCGUUAUCUACGAUAGUGUAUGGACAGUUCAAUUGACAUUAUGUAGUGAAAAUGAUCAUGAAUUAAAAGAAAUUUUUGCGUACAUUAAAAAAGAAAUGUCAAUAGAGGCCGAUUUUUUUUCACUUGGUCGUUCACUUCGAGUAAUGAGCGAGUAUAAAAUGGCUAAGAAAUACUAUGAACGUAUACUAAAUGAGUUACUGAUAGCAAAUGCUGAUUACACGAAUAUGGCUCAUUGUUACGACGGUUUGGGUUUCGUUGCCUUAGGUGAAGCAGACUAUCAACUAGCACUUAAGAAUUAUGAAAAAGCAUUUAGUUUACGAUUAAAUUCAUUCAAUAAUCUAAGCGAUCCUCAUAUUGGUUACAGUCAUUUAUUUAUUGCUACUGUUCUUGAUAAAUUAAAAGAUUAUGAUCAAUCCUUAGCUCAUUAUCGAGAGACAUUAAAUAUUUGGUUGAAAUGUUAUGGUUAUUAUCAUGAAAAUAUUGCAUGGUGUUUAGGUAACAUGGGCAAUGUUUAUUGUCUGCAAGAACAAUACAAGAUGGCUUUAACGAGUAUCGAACAGAGUCAAGAAAUUAUGGAGAAAAUUUUACCUCAGGAACAUCCAAACAGAGCUUGGAGUUAUUACAAUUUAGGUGAUGUAUUUGUAUCUCAAAAUAAUUAUUCAAAAGCUCUUUUCAAUUAUCGAAAAGCUUUAGAACUUCGUUUGAGAACUCUACCAUCAAAUCACUACUCAAUCGCUGAUACAUAUAACUCUAUUGGACAUGUCUACGAACUAACUGGGGAAUAUGAACUUGCUCUAGAACAAUAUAAACAGGCAUUAAAAAUACGACAAUCAUUACUUUCGUCCACUCAUCCGUUUAUCUUGAUAAUAAACGAUAAUAUUCAAAGAAUGAUCGAAAGAAUCAGAUGA
Didymodactylos carnosus is the source of this 3276-nucleotide messenger RNA. The record is from the annotation of a GenBank genome assembly. NCBI's taxonomy places the organism in Eukaryota, Metazoa, Rotifera, Eurotatoria, Philodinida, Philodinidae.